Linum tenue is the source of this 351-nucleotide messenger RNA. NCBI's taxonomy places the organism in Eukaryota, Viridiplantae, Streptophyta, Magnoliopsida, Malpighiales, Linaceae. The record is from the annotation of a GenBank genome assembly.
AUGGUAGAGAGAUGGCGAAAGGAGACACACUGCUUCAAUUUUCGUGAAGGCGAGUGCACGAUCACACUUAAGGACAUCGCCAUCCUAACCGAUCUCCCCAUCGAUGGUGAUGUUGUUUGUGUGGACUCUACGCCACCACCUAAAGUUGUUGCCAAUAUGAGUGGUUGGCAACAUUUUAUAUGGACGGUCACCGGGUUGUGUCCGCCAGAAAAGGGAGAUCACGAUGCGGAUGGUCAUCCACCAUUGUCCAAGGGCCAAGUAUCCAUCACGUGGUUGACGGCGGAGAUCAGGCGUAAGCACAACUCUGAGUUCGGAGGCAUUCCCCUCACGGAGGAAAGCGUGUCGUAUUGA